Lolium rigidum is the source of this 1226-nucleotide messenger RNA. Its product is annotated as pentatricopeptide repeat-containing protein At2g03380, mitochondrial-like. The record is from RefSeq and is a predicted model, not a curated record. The coding region runs from base 1 to 582 and encodes 193 amino acids. Gene Ontology annotation, biological process: RNA modification. Lineage: Eukaryota; Viridiplantae; Streptophyta; Magnoliopsida; Poales; Poaceae. The transcript has a single exon. Gene Ontology annotation, molecular function: RNA binding; protein binding.
AUGCGGCGGCACUACGCGGCGCUCCUCCGCCGCGCCGCCUCGUUGCCGUCCCUCCCGCUCGUGGCCUCCAUCCACGCCGCCGCGCUUCGCCGGGGCGCUGUCCUCGUCCCCUCGCUCAUGCACGCAUAUUCAGCCUGCGGCGACCCCAUCUCCGCGCACAGCGUGUUCGACGAAUUGCCCUGGCAGGAGCAGACGCUCUCGGCGCGCACCGCGCUGGCCAGCGCGAUGUCGGCGCACGGACGGUGCCAGGAUGUACUCUUACUGUUCCAAGGAAGGGAGGGGGAGAUGGACGAUAAGGCGGUGACGGUGGUCCUCUCCGCGUGCGCGAGGGCAGGAAUGGUGGGCGAGGGGAGGGAGGUAUUCGCGAGGGUGAGGAGGCCGGCGCUGCAGCACUACACGUGCAUGGUAGAGAUGCUGGCGCGGGCGGGGAAGGUCGAGGAGGCUGAGGGGCUGGUGGCGCGGAUGGAGGCGCGCCCGGACAGGGUCAUCUUUGCGGUGCUUCUCUCAGCGUGCCGGGCGCACGGCCGCGUUGAUGUGGCUGAGAGAGUGGCCAGGUUGAUGCGACAUUAUGGUAUUGCAUGAAUUGUUCCAGUCUGACAGUUGACCAUCUGACCAUUGUGUUAGCCGAAGAUCAUCUAAAUAUCCUUGACUCCAUCCACAUACUGGUUUCCAUGAUAUGAAGCUAAUUUCAAAUGGUUGAUUGCUGGUGAUGGUUGAAUUACAUUCAGUGUGUCAAUGCAACACAAGCUGGCACAGAGCAGGUGCAAUCUGAAAGUUUUUGAAGUCGAUGCUGGUGCUUUGUCGUGGGUGGCAAACACCCACAGAUAAUUCUUGCAUUGGACGAACCACAUGAGCGACAGUUCACACUUUGAAGGCAUCUAUCAGAUUGCUGUAUAGUGAUUAUACAAUGUGAGGACAAUUGGUCAUUUGCAUUGGAAUGCCUGUUGGUUUUCUCAUUUCCCCUCUGUGUAAGCCCUUGCAUUAACUCAUACUGCUAGCUCUUAAAUUAUCUCGAUGGAGCAUGCAACAGCAACACGAGGAGAUGCAGCCGAGCUAGUAGACAAACCUGUCAGUUGCCGAGGAGCAGUUUUCAAUCGAAUGUCUUUCAAGCUUGAUGUGGAGGAAUUCCAUGAACUGUCAAACUAAUGCAAGUCUGCUUACCUUGCAGCCCAAAGUCACAAAUCCCAUAAUCUAUGAAAUGAGGCGCUGCCUCUUUUAUGAGUGAA